Messenger RNA from Suillus bovinus, 2364 nucleotides. RefSeq lists its product as uncharacterized. NCBI's taxonomy places the organism in Eukaryota, Fungi, Basidiomycota, Agaricomycetes, Boletales, Suillaceae. The transcript is spliced from 2 exons. Bases 1 to 2364 code for a protein of 787 amino acids. The record is from RefSeq and is a predicted model, not a curated record.
AUGCCUAACGUCUCCGCAGACAUGCCUCCCCGUCCAGAAUUUACCCCAUUCACAAUUCCAUACCUCUGCAUUUCCAAGCCAUAUGAUGGGAAAGGGUUCUGGACAUAUCCAGAGCGCCACGGUUGGAUCAUACACGCGAAGGACAAGAAAUGUCAUGUCCUCUGUCCACCAGGCAUCUGCCGUGACGGCAGCCUGGCAGACUCUAGGACGCGGGUCCAAUCACCGAUAUUGUCGCGUAUCAACGGAAUGCCGGUCACUGCCAGUGACAAAGUUGAGUUCCUGCAAGCUUGGCUCUUCUUUGGCGUCCUCACGGAAGUCUCUGCUUUAUGUGGACUCGAGCUUGAUGUUGAAGCAGAGUUUAUUGUUGACAAUGGAUCUGUCUCCACUGCGAAGCUCAACGGCUUACCGGGGAGAUGGUUCGCAGCUGCAAUGAAGAAGAAUCGAGCAGGUGAUCAUGCGUUCAUGGAACAUAUUCUAUCAAUUGUGCGACAUGCAAUUUUAAUGCUUUCUGAAGAGAAAGCCGAGGAUCAUACCCGGAUAUUCAAGUAUACGUACGCCGAAUGUCGUGUCCUGCACUCUCUCGACAUCACUGCCCGUAUUGUCGCUCUACACCUACUUUUGCAUGUAUACAUGCCCGGGUUUACAGUGACCGAUGAGAAUGGAUGGGGCCGCCAAAGGAUCUUGAAAAGCGUGGAUUGGCUCUACCGGGAAUGUGAGGGAAUGGACCAGUUGUCCGAUAUAGUGGAAACAGAACUCACAGAAAAAGGCUGGUGCCAGAGCGAGAUUGACCUGCUAGCAUCUGAUGACCUGGCCUUCGCAUCCCUCCUCACUCGUCCGAGAAUCAGGGACCAUUCUAGCUGUGGGGAUGUUAUUUGCAAUGCAUAUCAGACGGAUGAGGCGACUUACGUUACGAGGCAUGUGCAGGACGGAUGCAGCUGCAAAUUCGUGGGUGUACCGGCGAGCCUUUUGGUUAAUGCAUUGUCCCAGAACAAGGUUCCCAAACUGUGUAUUACUGGGCAGUUGGAGUUACGAGUGGUUAUGGAAGACAACUACCCAUAUAUUGCAUUCUCCCAUGUUUGGGCCGAUGGGCUUGGAAACCCGCUCACAAAUGCACUUCCUAGAUGCCAACUUCGUCGAUUGCGGGAUUAUGCAAACAAGCUAUACCGCACACACAAUCCUGCACCAACCUCCGAAUCGGCUGACUUGCCAGUCGCACUUUGGCUGGAUACGCUCUGCAUACCCGUCGAGCGAAGUGCAGUAGCGUACCGUAAGAAAGCCAUCCAGCUCCUAGGGAAGACUUUCAACGAGGCAGAUGCGGUCUUAGUUCUCGAUCGGGAACUCGAGAUCGUUGAAUCUGCUGCGGCGUCGUUUUUGGAACUGGGAUUACGCAUCCUAUGCAGUGGUUGGAUGAAACGCCUAUGGACGCUACAGGAGGCAACACUGGCAAGUGAGGCGCAUAACAUAACCCUCCUGUACUUUCAGAUGCACGACGGACCUUUCUUGUACCAGAAAUAUGAUCGCAACAGACGUGCGCUACAACGUGUCAACGAACGCACAACCGAGGUCCAGGCAGAGGAGCGGUCUCUUCUUCUUGAUGACGGCAUGAUGCUGGAGCUCGGGGCGCAACUACCGUCUGUGGGCAUGAUGCGCAAUAUGCGACAAGGUUGGUCACCAUUCAGUGUCAUAUACUCUGCCAUAGAGCAUCGGUCAACUAGCAAAGCCGAAGACGUACCGAUAUGCAUUGCCUCCUUAUUGGGCAAAGACCUAUCUACUAUUAUUUCCGGUGCGGACGUAGAACAACGAAUGGCCAACUUCUACGUUCUCAUGCGGGAAGUCCCACUUGGUGUGAUGUGGUGCGAGGGACCGGAGAGGCUAAGCAUUAAGCCGUUUCGUUGGGCGCCCCUGUCGAUCAGUGCCUGCCCGCCGACCACUUUCAUGGGGUGGGAGGAUUGCGUUUGCGACUCUGCUGGCCUGCAUGUCAAGUAUGGCGGCUUUAUCUUCGCGGAGAGCGAAGAAGAACGACAUGAUUCGAAGGCAAUUCUUCCCCAUGUCAUCGACAUGGUAUCUGCCGAGACAGGCGGUGUAUUAGGGCGACUCUCUGAUCUUCCAAUACUGGAACGUCGGGAAAUUACGCUGCAGCGGAAUUUAGCAGUGAUAGUCAGGCAUGAUGACCAUUCUGGUAUGCAUCCCGCUGCCGCGAUCGUGGUCGUGGAGGACACUGUCGAAGUGGACGGUGGGAUGCAAUUGACUGAGUUUGUGUGCAGAAUUGUUGGUUACAUGUAUCUCUGGUCUUCAGAUCGGGAUCCAGGAACGGGAGUUCGUGUCCAUGCCACAGCGGUCGAUCAGAUGUGGUGUAUAACUUGA